AUGAAUUUACACGGAUUACGAAUUCUGGAUUUUAAAACGUCUCACUCUAAAACGGUAGGAGAUGGUGCAUUAAGAAAAGAACCAAAUGUUCUUGUGUGUGAAAAUGAAGAAAACCAAAAGAUCGACAAUAAGGAAACGUCUGAUCUUCGAGAAGCAGAUGACCAGAAUGUCAGUCAUAAAACACAUAAAACUGCAUCAAGAAAAUAUAGUUUUCUGCAACGUCGAACCAGCAGUGAAAUUUUCAAGAACCCAUUACAAACAAAAGUGAAAGACCAAUCUCCUAAGAACAAUAGCUGUGAAGAUCUAAAAGUGAAAUUUAAAAACGAUAAAGUUAAUCAGCACAGCCGAUUUAAUUUUUUUAACAAAGACUCUAUUUUGAACUUACAUUUAAAAGGAGGUGAUAUAAGAAGGAAUAAAAAGAGAAACAAACAAGAAUACGACACUACGGUUUUAUUCGAUAGUGUGUCACGAAAUAAAACAAGUACCAAAAAGCCAGUGAAGAAUGAGGGCAUGAAGCAGAGGAAAAAAAAUAAGUUACUUGAUGACACUUUUGGUUUUCUAAAAAACAAACGCUCUAUCACAUCUUGCUAUCGUCAAAACAAUAAAUUUAUGAAUUUAGACCAGUGCCUAGUUGGUUUAAAACAAUUUAAAAAAAGAAAAGUAAACAACACCCGAGUACCGUCGGUGUUUGGUGGCCGAUCACGCCAUAAGAACAAAGUUACCAAACAGUGUACUUGUGUACAUAAUCCAUUAAAAAUUCUAAGUUACGAAUCUUCUGGCUAUUCUAAUAUAGUUACACCGAAUGUACAUAUUUCUGACGGUAAUUUGGGGGGCAAAGGGGCUCAGGAAUUUAAAACUGGACCUGGAUAUAAAGCUCCAGAUAAUAAAACCCCUUCUAGAAAUCAAAAAUUUCCCAAAGUCAAAUCUGCCUUCAGGAAUAAAGCAGCUAAAAAAAAAGGAUCUGCUGCAGAAUGUAAAUGCCCUCCAAGCAAUUACUGGGAAAAACAAUUGGAAUCGAAAAUUCAAAUGAAGAAAGAUGCAUUUGUUUCCGUAUCAUCUGCAUCCUUAGAACCUAAAAUAUAUUGUGGCUGUGAUGCAGCUGUUGCCACCGAUAAAAGCAAGUUAACUACUCGCAAGCGAAGCAAGACAGACUAUAAGUGUUGCCAAAUGAAAAGAAACACUCCACGGGUAGUGGCAGACAGUUGUGAACCAGACGAAAACCCUCAAUCGCAUAACUUUAACACAAUUAAAAAAGGAAGACUUGAAGAACUUGUGAAAGAAGAACGUAAUACAUUUUUCACAGAUUUUAUAAACGAUAUGGUAGACUUUCGCGUUGGUCAAACGAAACAUAGAUUUCCAGUACAGUGCAUGAAAUAUAUAUGUCUCGGCUUACUUGUUAUUGUGUGGUCUCCAUGCCUCUUGGCAUUAUUUCUGGGACGAGUAAUAAUGUGUCCUCAGAGAAUAUCAUGUUCACUAGGGGGGCCACAAUUAAUGAAACAAAUGCAAACGAAUUCAAAUUGUACAUGGAACGGUAAAAAUAAAAGAUCACUAAAUGAAAUUCAUCGGAAAGAAAUCCCUAUGAAUACUCCGGUUAACUACGUUAAAUGUUUGCCAGCUGCAUGUAUAAAAGCAAAUCUACCUACUCAUAGUGCAGCAAAAAUAUUUAAAAAAUUUCAAGACAAAUCUCUUCCAACUGAAUGCCAGCAAAAAAAAAUGCAUGCACAUUCAUUGUCAAAAGCUAAAAGAAAAUGUUUAGUCACUAGAGAUGAGCGUCCCCAAGAGUCAUCAAAUAUUUUAAUGAAUUACCUUAGAAAUAGGUUUCCUACAUCUGAAUGUCCACGAUCCCAGAAAUCAAACCAAAGGCAGAAGAAGUUUAUGUCCUCAGUUGCAAGUUGGUGUACACGUACAGUCGCCUCUUUUAGUAAUGUAGUAUCGGUAGUAAAACUGAUUGGAUUCAGACUACCAACUGGUACCCGCACUUCAUUUAUACCCUCAUUAAAUACAACUCAAAGGAACAGAUGUAGUCUAUAUUAUGGCAAUGGUAGAGGAUGGAUAGUGAAGCCGCAAGUCAUCCAAAAUAUGCGAUGUGAAUAUUCAUCAGAUCUACGUUUGUCUUCUUCAUCAAAAGACUGUAUUUUAAAACCAAAAUCUAAAAUAUCAUUUUCGGAGCAACCAGACUGUCCAAGUGACUGUGUCUAUAAUCGUACUCGUACUUCUAAAGUAGACCCGGAUUCACAUUUUUCGACUGUCCUGUUUGGGAAUUAUAAAACUACAAAUCAACAGUUGCCGGCGUGUUCUACAUCACACUUUCAAGCGAAAAUAUUAAGCGAAAACCCAGACAAGCGCCGCUCAUCACCCUCUUUUUCUAAGCUAUUAUAUCACGAUCCUAUUUCUUUACCUGACUGUGGUGAUAUAACGCCUAAGAACGUAUGCAAUAGCAGUAAUUUGAUGCUUUCAGCGCAGAAUACCAGUAAAAUAUCAAAAACUCCAACACCCUGUGGUUCGCAAUGUAUAAAAGGGCCUGUAAAAUGUAAAUGUCCCAAAAAGAAAAAACCGAAAUGUAGUAAAACGUGUAUUAAACGGCAAAAAAGAAUAAAGCGCUUAAGAAAGAAAUCGUGUAAAAAGCUGCGUAAACAAAAGAAGAAAGAAUACAAAAAAAAAAUGAAAGCACAACGAAAGAAAGAAAAAAGAUGCAUUGCACGGAGGAAAAAAUGUUUAAAGGCAAAGAAAAGAAAGAGAAAGCUACUUUUAAAGAAGAAGAGAAAAGAAGAAAAAAUGAGACGAAAAAAAGCAAAAUUAAUGGCGAAAAGAAAACUAACUUGCGCAAAGAAACGAAAAUUGGCGAAGAAAGAAAGAAAGAAAAGUAUGAAAGAACAUAAAGCGACUUCUAAAACUGUUCUUUAUGCGAGAAACUUGAAACUAAGGAAUAUAGCUUCAAUUAAUAAAAUGCAGGCAGACGAAAAACGAACAAAAUCAACAAUUGACCUGGCUUCACUCGAACCCAACGCUAGAGUAAAACAAUUGGCAACUUAUGGGGCUAUGGUGGAUGUAGAUGCGAAUGUUCCACCUAGAAGAUACUACAGGUCAGGCCUAGAAAUGGUUAGAAUGGCAAAUGUAUACCUGGCAGAAGGAAGUCUAGAGAACGCAUAUAUAUUGUACAUGAAGUUUAUGACAUUAUUCUUGGAGAAGAUCCGCAAGCAUCCUGAGUAUGCUUCAGUCCCGGCACAAGUCAAAGCAGUUAAUCAAGCAAAGUUAAAAGAAGUUAUGCCAAAAGCUGAGAAACUGAAACAAAAGUUGUUGGACCAGUAUGCUAAGGAACACAUUGUUUAUAAAGAGCAUGAGGAAAAGAGACAGAAAGCAGAAGAGGAAAGAAGAAAGCAAGAAAGGGAUGACGCAAAAUUAGCUCAACUUCUGCAGGCUGAUGAGAACAAGGGUAAAGAUGGUGCUACUGGACCACACCUAUUACAUACUGAUCAAUGGGCAGUGACACCAUCUGCUCCGGCGGUUGAUGGUGUGCUUUAUCCGGAUGAUUUUGCAGCUGAAACUCCCCGGGCGCCCGCGCAUUUCUACGAACCAGUUCCACCGCUUAUCCUGCCAUCGAGACCACAACUUGCAAACGAGAGUGUGGAUUCUUUAUAUGGUGGUCAGCUGCGCCUGCGCACGGUUUUGGUUCCUUCAGCCCUGUUGACGAAGUUCCUGCGACUUGCGGCCAACAACACCGCGAGGAGUAUUGAAACGUGCGGAAUUCUUGCCGGCAUAUUGGAACGAAAUCAGUUGAAAAUUACUCAUGUAGUGGUACCCAAGCAAACGGGCACAUCGGACUCGUGUAGUACAAACAACGAAGAGGAAAUAUUCCAUUACCAAGAUCAACAUAACCUUAUCACACUUGGGUGGAUUCACACUCAUCCAACACAGACAGCUUUCUUGUCGUCAGUGGAUUUGCACACGCAGUGCUCGUAUCAGCUGAUGAUGCCUGAAGCCAUCGCUAUUGUCUGCGCACCAAAAUACAAUGAAACUGGCUACUUUUCAUUAACACCAGAUUAUGGGAUGCAGUUCAUCACGAACUGCCGACAGUCUGGCUUCCAUCCACAUCCUAACGACCCUCCACUGUUCCAUACUUGCCAACACAUACGCGUGGACGAUGUGGCGCCAGUAGAGGUGGUAGACCUUAGAAACAGAUGA
This is a messenger RNA of Arctia plantaginis, 4182 nucleotides long. Lineage: Eukaryota; Metazoa; Arthropoda; Insecta; Lepidoptera; Erebidae. The record is from the annotation of a GenBank genome assembly.